UACAUCUGGGAAAAUGUUUUACGUACGCCACUCUUUCCCUGUUACAUUGUACUUGUUUGUGUGCUCUGUCACAAUGUAGCCUACCACGGAGAGGCAGUGUUACUUAGAUGCGCGUUAUAAUUGUCAUGUGGCGCUUGCCGUACUGUUGUCAUACAACCAACAUGUAGUGCAGAGACUCAUGAUCUGGCACACAGCAGAUAGGUUUGGCUUUCAAAGUCGUUGGUUCUCAAGAGAGAUGCUUUCCUUUAGCAAAAUGAUGGUGACUGGUUCUACGGUGAACAGAGCGGAAUGAGCACAAAUUGGCAAAAGAGGUCAUAGACAGAGAAUGUGAACCAACCAACUUGUUAGCGCUAUGCUAGCUACUGUCAAAUAAACUGCUAGUCAGCUAGUGCUGAGUUGUCUUAUCAAAAGUAGCAGAAGCUGUCAGCUUGUUGACCAGCUAGUGCUUCCUACCAUCUGUAUUCUCUUCAAACAUGACGGAGGCUGCGAAGAACGAUGAUCAGCGACCGGUUCCGAGGGAGCAGGCGAUACUGGAGAGCUUCUUCACGCAGCUUGGGAUGUUCUCGUUCGACCGGGCGAAGGACUACGUGGAGAAGGAGAAGGACACCAGUAAGAGCGCGGGUCCCAUAUGGGCCUCGUUACUCGCCGCACUCGCCCACCUGGCUGCCGCGGAGAAAGCCUACCACAACAUGACGUUCCUCGGGCAGAAAUUGGGAGGCCAGUCAUUCUUUAGCAGGAAAGACUCCAUCAGGACCAUCUACACAUCAGUGUUUAACGAGCUGAAGAAGGUCGUAUCCAUGGGACGCCACGCCUCCUCCACAGGCUCCGCCCCUUUCCUGGAGGACCUGCUAUCCCAUCUGGCCGAGCAGCUGUGCCACUUCACACAGGCUCGGACAGAGAUCGCAGACUUCUAUGAGAAGAUGUUUGCGUUGGCCAACCAGAAGACCGUCAACUCAGAGGAGCUGGUCAGCACACUAGAGAGUAUCCUGCACAAGUACAGCUCCAAGUUCCACCACCCCAUCCUGAGCCGGGUGGAGGGCUGCUUCCAGCUGGAGGUGGACGUCCUGUGCCAGCUGCUCCGCUGCCAGGUGGAGGUGUGCGAGUGGCGCUUCCUGCCCGCCCUGCUCUGCCUGCACGCCGCCCACACCAAGCUCCACGCCUGGGCGCAGCUCUUCGAGCGGCAGCGGGAGACACGCAAGCACCUGUUCGGCGGCCAAUCGCAGAAGGCCGUGCAGCCGCCGCACCUGUACCUGUGGCUGCAGAGACUGCAGGGGGCGCUGUUGGCCAAGUUCAGCUUCUACUUCCACGAGGCGCUGAGCCGGCAGACGGCGGCGUCGGAGAUGAAGGCCCUGACGGCUCGCACGACGCCCGACUACUACGGCCGCGCGUCGGCGUUCAUCCGCAAGCACGACGCCGCCAGCGUCUCGCUGGUGUUCGACAACCGCGGCCACGAGAGCUUCCAGGGCCACGGCUACCAUCACCCGCACUCGUACCGCGAGCCGCCCAAGGGCGUGGACCAGUUCCCCGCUGUGGUGUCUCUGCCGGGAGGGGAGCGCCCCGUCACCCACUGGCCCAACGUCAUCAUGAUCAUGAGCGACCGGGCGGCGGAGCUCAAUGCUCUUGACAAGGUCGUGCACUUCUACGACGACAAGGUGCAGAGCACCUACUUCCUGUCGCGGCCCGAACCGCACUUUACGCUCGUGGUGAUCUUUGAUGGGCGGCGGUCAGAGAAGGACUCGUACAUCACGGCCUUCCUGCUGGAGCUCACCAGCUCAUUGCGCAACACCAAGCCCUUAAGCUGGCUCAAGCCGGGUUCCAAGGGGUGACACAUACACACUUUCCUCUCGCUCAUGUUUACAUACUACACAAAAGCAUAUUUCAACACACACACACACACACACACACUCAUAUGUAGGCACACACACACACACACACACACACACACAUACAUACACACUCGUCAAAGCUCUCGGAGUCUUCAUAGACAUCGACUGGUUUUGCAGAUCUUGCAUUGGGUGUGUAUGGUGCUUGAUGUUGGGCGUGAAUGAGUGUGUGUUUUGGUCUAAACACAUACUAAACUUUUUUGCUUGAAAUAACACACAUACAUGUAUGUAUGUGUGUUUUAAAUAAUCGGUUUUGUUUUUAAUAAUUACUCUGAACAUCUAGUGGUCCAGUUUGUCUGUGUGUGUCUGCAACUGUCUGCCUUCUUGAUUCUUGACCAAAGCAGGUGCACACACACACAUUAUUCUUUUUACUUGAUCUUUUAGUCUCCACUGUUUUGGGGGAAAGAAAUUAACAAGUGCUCUUUAAUGUUUCCAAGCAACUGCUCUAUCAAGAUGCUGCUAUGUUAAAACAUCUGCGAUUUAUUUUGAGGCUUAUUUUAAAUAACUAAUUCAUUUUAAGUGCAGAUAAUGUUUGAUGGAGAGAUCUGUUUAUGUUUGGAGACUCAAAAUGCAUAAUAAAGUUUUGGAUCUAUCAGA
Molecule: messenger RNA, 2480 nt
Organism: Clupea harengus (Atlantic herring)
Lineage: Eukaryota; Metazoa; Chordata; Actinopteri; Clupeiformes; Clupeidae
Gene: kics2
Product: KICSTOR subunit 2
Biological process (GO): cellular response to glucose starvation; cellular response to amino acid starvation; negative regulation of TORC1 signaling
Cellular component (GO): KICSTOR complex
Source: RefSeq, a predicted model, not a curated record